Molecule: messenger RNA, 973 nt
Organism: Theobroma umbraticum
Lineage: Eukaryota; Viridiplantae; Streptophyta; Magnoliopsida; Malvales; Malvaceae
Product: Rubber elongation factor protein (REF)
Source: RefSeq, a predicted model, not a curated record
UGCUAUAAAACUGGAGUUGUUGCAACGCUCUGUUUCGUCCCUUCCGUUAUAUUCGAAGAAGCUCGUCUGCAUUUAUCUCUUCUCUCUUUCUAACUUUUUUUCAAGCAGGAGUCUCGGAACGGGUGAAAUUAAUGGCCGAAUCAGAUCCCAAUCAGCCAAUAGAGAUAAAUGAAGAAAAUGAGAAGAAACUUAAAUAUCUAGAUUUUGUUCAAGUGGCGGUGAUCUAUGCAGUUGUAUGCUUAUCAAGCAUCUACGAGUACGCCAAGGAAAACUCCGGUCCACUUAAAAUGGGGGUCCAAACCGUCGAAGGAACUGUAAAGACCGUUAUUGGCCCCGUUUACGACAAGUUUCACGAUGUUCUGUUCGAAAUCCUCAAGUUUGUUGAUCGCAAGGUGGACGAGUCCUUCAGUGAGUUGGACAGCCGCAUUCCGUCAUUUGUAAAGCAGGCUUCAAGCCAGGCUCAAGCCAUGGCUUCGGAGGUCCAACGAGCCGGCGUUGUAGACACGUCUAAGACCAUCUCGAGGACCAUUUACACCAAGUAUGAACCGACAAUUAAGGAGUUGUACUGCAAGUACGAGCCGGUGGUAGAACAGUAUGCUGUUUCGGCUUGGCGGACGCUUAACUGCCUCCCGCUUUUCCCUCAAGUGGCUCAAAUCGUGGUCCCCAUGGCUGCUCACUGGUCGGAGAAGUACAAUCAGGUGGUUUAUUACUCUGGGGAGAAAGGGUAUGCGAUGGCGUCGUAUCUGCCGUUGAUUCCGAUUGAUAAAAUCGAAAAGCUUUUCGAGGAGCGUGGAACACCGCUCGCUGCUUCGACUAAUGGGGAAUCAACUCCGACGAAGUGAAAUUGUAGGGGUAGGGUUUUGGGGAUUGAUGAUAUCUUGCUGAAGUGGUUUCUGUUCUUCCUUUUUGCAUUUGCAUUUUUGGGUUUAGCAUAUAAAAUGGUCACAUGAGAUGGAGCUUAUAGGGUACAAUA